AUGGAAGAGAAGCAGUUGUAUGGGGCUUUGACCGUUUACCGUGAGAGAGGCGCUUACUUACGCCGUUUAGAACAGUUUGAAAAGGCAAAAGGAUCUUAUGACGAAGCCUUUAAGAACGCCCCUGACGAUGUUCGCAUGCUUACCGGCAGAAGCCAGGUGUGCGCCGACGCAGUUCAACCGGUGCAGGCUUACGCUGAUGCAGAACUAGCUUUGAAAUUAGAGCCACAUAAUAUGAAUGCUCGAAACAUGCAAGCACGUGCUAUGUACACAAUGUCAGACUUCGAAAGAUCAGUAGUCAUGAAUUAUAGAGGAGCGCGGGUCAGGCGACAACCACCAUAUUUCACAGAAGGAAUAAACCAAGGCGUUGAAACAAUACAGGAUUGCAUAGGAGUCAAUGCAGGAAAUGUUAUGGUUGAAUUUUUGCCGCUUAUAAAAAAGUUGGAGGCGGCUCACCCUCUUGGGGAAGAAUCACAAAAGCCUUUACACGUUUCUCGUAUUCCUAAACCUGAAAAAAAACGUAAGCUGACACAAAUGCAAGCUAGAAAACAUUUAACCUUAUCACGCGUCCUAGCAAUGAAAUAUCUGGGGCCAAUGGCUUAUGACAAGUUUUUCCUUCAACAUUUGACAAGCGAUCCUCGUUUAACAUCGGCAAACUCUGGUGGAAGUAAAGAGUUAAAAUUAGUAGUUAAAGAAGCUCUUCGUUCCCUUACGGAAAGACAAGAUAUGCUACGGGCUCAGCGACCAUACUAUACUAUAAGGCUAUCAGAAAAGGCAGAAUCUAAACACCAAAAUAAGUACAAAGAUGCAGUUUUAAUAAAGGAGAGGGAUAUUGGAGCUCGUACAUCAGAAAGGCUUCUGAAACAAAUUGAAAAAAGUUUGCGUGAGAUGCGUGUUAUGGAUGUUAUUGCGCAAGCUGAACGUAUGCAAUUAUUUCUUGAUAAUAAGACACCUCGUACCCUUCCUGAUAAAGACAUUUAUAUUGAUCGCUUAUAUAGAGCUGUUGGGGAAGCUUACUUAGCUCAACAUCGUCUUUCAUACACUCUUAGUGAGCGCGGUAAUCGUCGUCGAAUUGCUUUCUUGAUGGGACUACCAGUAGGCCGUCCAAAGUCUUUCGACUCCGUCAUGGCUAACUACCCUUACAAAUUCAUAGAUAUUAAACAGGCUACAGAUAAAGUGACAGCUACUCUGGAAAUGUGCGAGAAUUCAACAAUGAAAUGUUGGUUGAUGUAUGAGCUUGCACGCUUACUUUGUACGCAAAAGAAUUACGCUUUAGCCAAAUUCUAUGCAAAACGAUGUCAGCGGGAAGCUCAAGAAAUCAGCAAUGUCACUUGGUGGCUAAAUGGGCUAUUUGUGUUAAUGAGUGGAGAUAUGCAACAAGGGAACGCGAAUGAAGUGCGCAUACAAGUGGAAGAGGCGUAUGAAUACUCAAAGAAACUGCAAGAUCCUGAAAGAGUUCAAGCUUUCCUAAGUAAGUGCGCCGAAAUGGCUUCUGAAACAGUGUCAGCUGAUGAGAGGAAAGCUGUAAUUCAACGUGAGAGACAAAUUUUAGGGGUUAUGGAUGACGUUCAAAAAGUAGAUACGAGUGUCCUGUUUAAACGCAUGUCAACAGUGCCGACAGGUCGUCGCUUCUCUGUUCUUCCUCGGAAGCCUGAAGCAGGGGAAUCGCGUGCUGAACGCCGACGUCGACGUCAAAGAGGGUUGUCCGUUAUCCCAGGCCCUGAACAAGCUCUCCCACCUGCACCCAAAUCUGGCACACUUGGUUUCCAGAUAUUUGAUAUUUGA
Pieris macdunnoughi is the source of this 1782-nucleotide messenger RNA. The record is from the annotation of a GenBank genome assembly. Lineage: Eukaryota; Metazoa; Arthropoda; Insecta; Lepidoptera; Pieridae.